This is a messenger RNA of Aspergillus ochraceoroseus IBT 24754, 464 nucleotides long. RefSeq lists its product as uncharacterized. The coding region runs from base 1 to 354 and encodes 117 amino acids. Gene Ontology annotation, molecular function: oxidoreductase activity. Lineage: Eukaryota; Fungi; Ascomycota; Eurotiomycetes; Eurotiales; Aspergillaceae. The transcript is spliced from 2 exons. The record is from RefSeq and is a predicted model, not a curated record.
AUGUCCGAACCCAUCCAAUGCAUCGUUUCCUACCCCGCAAAGACCGCUGCCGGUGCCGCGGCCCGGUUCGAUAGAGAAUAUUAUCUAAACGUCCACAUGCCCAACACCGAAAAAGCCUGGGGCCCCCAUGGCAUGAAGAGCUGGUCGGCUGCGGAGUUUCCAGCUGAGCAUCCUCUCGAUGGCAGCGACAUGCCAUUUGUUGUUCAGACAACGGUGACUUUUGAAAGCGAGGAGAAGCUCCGUGCGGCGUUUCUGGCGCCGGGCACCAAGGAGACGACGACGAAUUCUGAUAAGUUUACGGAUGUGAAGCCGGUUAUCUGGGUGGGAAAGGUCGCUGGGUCGAAGACUUUGUAAAAUUCCGGGGGAUCCUGAUCGUGUUUGACGGUUAUAUAAGUCAUUACAUACAGCACUAGGCAUAUAUAUGUAUAUAUAUGUGUGUGAGAUGCGUGGAUCGCAAGUUCAAG